Molecule: messenger RNA, 435 nt
Organism: Geodia barretti
Lineage: Eukaryota; Metazoa; Porifera; Demospongiae; Tetractinellida; Geodiidae
Source: the annotation of a GenBank genome assembly
AUGAAGGGCCUGUGCGAACAUCCUGACCAGCGCGCGAGCGAGCGAACGUUCGAGCUGCUGCAAACGGUGCGGACCGAUGCCCAUGGUUGUUGGUCGCUACUGGAAGAGGGACGAGGGGCAGACGUUUCGGCCACGGCGUGGCCGGUUCUGUUGACUGCGAACAGUUCAUCCAGUUGCAGCCAGUCAACUCACCGCCAGGGCCGGCGUUUGGACGGAGAGAUCACGGAUUCCGAUGAGCCCAUCGCCCUGGCCGCAUUUGGCCUCAUCCACGUUGGCGUGAGCCUGCCCUGUCCGCCCACUGUUCGACAGUCGCUGUUGGAAACGCCCACCGCGGUCGGACAACUGGAGAAGUUGCAGACCCUGAUGCGGCAGGCGAAUCGCAUCGUCGCGGAACAGGUGGAGCAGACACGCCGUUCAAGGGGCCGCGCCUGCUGA